Molecule: messenger RNA, 639 nt
Organism: Lizanozyma spartinae
Lineage: Eukaryota; Fungi; Ascomycota; Pichiomycetes; Serinales; Debaryomycetaceae
Exons: 1
Coding region: 1-639 (212 amino acids)
Source: RefSeq, a predicted model, not a curated record
AUGAAGUUCUCUACUGCUACUAUUUUGGCUGCUGCCUCAGCUGUUGGUGUCAAUGCUGCUGACGCUCAGCAAGUUGACUUUUUGACCGCUUUGGUGUCUGACUUGGCUUCUCACAGAGGCUCUUACUUGCAAUUUGUGGCCACUUUCACUGAAUCUGUUCCAGCUGCUGUGACUGAAUUGGCUCUUAACGUUCAGACUUACACUGACAAUGCUUACACUACUUUGUUGGAGGACACUUCUGUUGUUGAACAAAUUAGUAAGUUUGCAACUGCUUUGCCAUGGUACUCUAGUCUUGCUGCUCAAGCUGCUGCUGCUGCUUCUGCCACUGGUUCUGCUUCUGGUUCUGAAGCUGCUUCAUCCACCGAAUCUUCUUCAUCAGCUUCUGCUGCUGAUUCCGCUUCCUCUGCUGCCUCCUCAUCAGCUAAGUCUUCUGAAUCUUCAGCUAAGUCUUCUGAAUCAUCUGCCAAGUCUUCUGCUUCAUCUGCCAAGUCUUCCGCUUCCUCUGCUAAGUCUUCCGCUUCUUCAGCAGCUUCUUCCGCUUCUUCAGCUUCAUCUUCUUCUUCCACUGGUGCUGCAGGUAGCGUUUACGUUGCUCCAGUUGGUGCCAUGUUGGGUGCCGUUGCCGUUGCUUUGUUGUAA